Malassezia restricta is the source of this 930-nucleotide messenger RNA. RefSeq lists its product as uncharacterized. The record is from RefSeq and is a predicted model, not a curated record. Bases 1 to 930 code for a protein of 309 amino acids. The transcript has a single exon. Lineage: Eukaryota; Fungi; Basidiomycota; Malasseziomycetes; Malasseziales; Malasseziaceae.
AUGUCCGCGGCCUUGACGACACUAUGCCAGGGUGAUCGUCGCGUGCGUGAUAAGGCGCGUAUGUAUAUUGAUCGUGUCAAAAUUUGGGAAACACAAGGUAAUGCGCGAAGCACUCAAGAUAUAAGUGUUAGUGUUCCCGCUGUGUGUGUAUGGCUUGCUGCCGAAAGCCUUGGAGUCGACAGCAUCCAGCGACGUGAUCUGCAGCGCUCUUCAGGACUCGCUCCUGCGCGCUUUGAUCGUGCUGAAAACCUGCUACGACAAGUGAUUGCGACGUUCGAUCGGACCCGACAUGAACGUGUGCGAACUAUUCCGGCGGCGAGGCCAGAACGGCCAAACACUCGGCGGCGAUCGAGCUCUCAAGGCGAAUUAAUUCAACGAGCUAAGGAAAUUCAAGAGAGUGCACAAUUGGGUCAUGGUGCCGUUGAGGCUAUACCGCCGCCCUCCUUAUCUGAGGCAUUUGAUGCCGCCAUGAAACAGCCACCUCAAACCAAAGUCCCCAAGCGAAUUCGCGAAGAGUCACCAAAUACACCUCUUUCAGCUACGGAUUCAGCUCCUGAUCGACCCAAAGCUGAUCCAUCUCAUAUACGCCUUUUAGCCUUAGGUGUACCUUCUUAUCGCGAAGGUCUCCAAUUCGAAGUUCAGCACCGACGAAAACGUGGACGCCCACCAGCGAAACGACUCUCAAUCCAAGAAAUGAAUGAUAAACAAUUCCUCGAUUCACUAUGGUCCAACUCGCCUCUGCCAAGUCACUUACGCAUCGCGGGAAUGCCGCUACGUUACGUCCAAAAGGCCCAUCUCGACGCUCACGACUCGCAUUGGAUUCGUCCCCUUCCGCGUCCUCUUUCAAUUUACAGCGGUAACCCUUCUGGCACACGACUUCGACCCUCACAUAUAUGGAACAAAUGGGUAUCGCAGACCCUAUGUCCUUGA